This is a messenger RNA of Dimorphilus gyrociliatus, 4201 nucleotides long. NCBI's taxonomy places the organism in Eukaryota, Metazoa, Annelida, Polychaeta, Dinophilidae. The record is from the annotation of a GenBank genome assembly.
AUUCUUUUGACUGCGUUGACGUUGCCCCGAUCAAUAUUAGUAAACAAGUAUAAGCGAACAACCAAAUCUACUGACAAUUUGCACUUGAAAUGACAAGUGACGCACCGCCGUCCUAUGAGGAAUCAUUAGAACAGAAUAGGCAAAUUAGGAAUGAUUCUAUUAGGUCAACACAGCAGCAAUCAAGACGAACUAGGAUAUGGGAAGAACGAUCUAUCGAUUCAACAACAUAUUCAACGUCUUCUUUUGACGAAGAGUCACAAUGUACGAAGCUAACAUUCGCCCCGAUGCCCUUAUCAGUAGCAGUAAUAUGUCUGAUUUUAAAUAUAAUAAUUCCCGGUCUUGGAACCCUAUUAGAGGCCGUAUGCCUUUGUUGUUUUACAAAGAAUUUCUCACCGAAAGAAAAGAUUUUUGGAUUCUUUACUAACGUUUUUAUCGGUUUAUUGCAAAUGGCUCUUGUUCCUUUACUUUGCAUUGGUUGGAUAUGGAGUAUAUUAUGGGGCGUAGCCUUAAUUGGUGCUUCAAAUACCGAGUAUAAUAAUCAAGUCGGAAUAGUAGUAGAAGAAAACUCAAAUGUGAGACGUCGAGAAAUUUCUACAAUUAGUCACAACUAUCGAACUUUCGAAGGAUUCAUCUUUCCACCUCCUCCACCUAAGUACGACGAUGUUUAUCCAAGACUACCAAAUAGGACUAACAAUGUGAGGCCAAGUGUUAAUUCGGUAAUUCUACUUGAUAGUAGACUUUCUAGACCUAGAUCUAUUCAUAAUUCCAUAACUCCUGUUGAGACUGCUGAGGAAGGAAAUCCGAUAACAACAACAAGAUACCCAAGAACUAUAACAGAAGAUCUAAACCAAUCAUCAAUACAAAGAUAUUAGAAUGAAAAAAAAAAACCAAAAAAGAAACUGAUCUUAGGAAGAGUAUGACCUCUUUUCCUAAAUAAAGUUCUCUACAGACAUUAUAUACUUGGUAAUUGAUUGAUAAAUUGUUUUUUCUUUUUGGUUUUACAAACAACUUUGUAUUUUGUAUAUCUCAUAAAAAAAACAAAGUGGAACAUGUAAUAAAUAAAGCUUGUUGUUUCAUAUUUUUUUAAAUAAUUUUCAUAUUUUUAUAAGCAUUUUACAAAGUUUAAAAAAAUAAGCAAUGUUUUUACUCUUAUAUACAUAUUUUAAUCAUUCCUUAGAAUGACUUUUUGAAAAUAGUCCUUUCUUAGUUUUGUUGUUAGCGGCGAAUUUACUUACGUCUUCUUCGCAGAGAAGAACUCCGUUGCGUCUAACGCGAAGAGCGUCUACACUUGAGGUAGCUCUUUCUUUUUCAGUUAGACUAUAUGUUCUAAAUGUACCUGCUUGAGAGACACGUUUGUCUGAGAAUGAACAGCGUCUAUUUUCAUAUUCCUCCCCUUCUGAUUCAUCGUCCGUUUUAUAUAUUGUUAAAUUUUGAACAUUCUCGGUGGAAUUAAAAGGACUAGAUUGAACCGAUUCUGCAUCUUCAUUUUCACUCUGCAGCAUAGAUAUUAUGCUCCUACAAGCAUUUACAUCAUCUUGCGAUAAGUGACGCUUAAAGUCUGGUGGAUGCUCGUUCUUUUCCAAAUAUUGAAAUUUUACCUCGGAAAGUUUAACAAUUUGUUCAAGAAUUUGAUUAUCCCUUUUACAUCUAACUAGUUCCUUUUCUAAAUGUUCAAACUUUUCGUCUUGCUGCAAUCUUUUUCGCAUUUCCUCAUAAUAUUUUUGCUUUUCGUCUAUCUUUUCACUUUCUAAUUUUUUCAAUCGGUCAUUCAUUUUUUUUUCAUUUAUUUCAAAGUUAGAAUUUUGUUCUUGAAGCUUCUGGCAAUUAACUUCUGCACUUUCCAAUUUCUGUUGUAGGUCCACUAAUAGUCUACCAGCACGUUCCUCCAUUUUGUUAACAAAGUGUACGCACUGACUUUCACAAUCGUUUAUAAAUGCUUGAUUUUGAAUGACUUGAGUAAGUAGUUGAUCGUAUUUAUUCAUCCAAAAGGAUCUAUCGUCGACAGCCGUCUUUAACUUUAAGUCUAACGUCUUUUCUAGUGUUGCGUCUAGGUCGGGAGGCCUGUAAUACUCGGACGGAGGAUGGUCUUCAUCUUUUACGUCAAAGCGGAUCUCGGCGAAUAAAUCCUUAAUACUUUGUUUUAUAAUUUUCGUAUCCUUUUGUAGUAAAAGUUUUCCAUCGGUAUCCAUUAUCUACAAAGGUAAAUAUUCAAAUGUGAUUAUAAUUUCCCCGGCAAACACGAUAGCUCGGUUAUGUUAAACAUUAAACAAUGGAGUAUUAGGUUACAAAAAAGGCCUAACUACAUUAUAUUUAGUUAGUACUGAACAUCAAACAAACAAGAGACAAAAUAUUCUAAGUCUACUUUUGUCCGCUUCUGUAUCGUACUUUCGCCAAAUAUAUACGUAUACAAGUAUUUUUAAAUACACUCUUAAUAUAGGUGUCACCCAUCUCUUCAUAUACUUUCUCGCUAUAUCGGAUAUCUAUUGCGUAAUAGGCCUCGUAGUAUUGUAAAAACGAUUUUUCGGUACAUUUUCAACACGAUCUAAUUAGAUGAAGAAAAAAACUGGCUAUAAAAUUGUCUAAAAAAUGUUAGAAACGUAACUAACGUAUAGAGAUGAGAAAAACUGGUUGAAAGGAUAUAUAUUAACAUAGGCUAAAUUUCUUACCCUUUCUAGAGUAUUAGACAAUAUUUGUAAAGAUGAAUGAAAGACAUUUUACAAUUACUAUCAAUUUAAGUUUUCAUCUUUUCUUUAAAAUUUUGAAUGAACAAUACUAUUAAAUAAGAAAUAUGACUUUCGAACAAAGUAUUACUAUAUCGUAUGACACUUUAUCAUUUUCCUUUUUUUCCCUAUCUACAACUUCUUUUUUAUUCUAAAUCGAAAUUGUACAGAAUUGUAAACCUUUUAUUUAUUAUUGAUGAAUUAAUUAAAAUAUUUAGUUAUCUCUCUGAAUAUCGCUACUUUUUAAAAUGUUACAUAGAGAAUAAUUUAAAUAUUAUUUACGCCAAAAGAUUUAUAGAUCAUAAACGUUCACACUUUAACACUAAAAAUGCUCGUUCUUUAUGACUUCUUAAAGUUAAAUGGUAUUCAAACAAGAUUUUUCUUUUUUCUCCUGUCAAUGACUGGUGUUUUUUACUUUUAAGUGUAAAAAUCGUGAAUAAUGAGAAAAAUAACCGGAAUAAUGCUAAGUGAAUAGAGAGAAAAAAAGAAUAACGAAAUAAAAAAGGGGAAGAAGACUUAACCCACAUGGUAAAAUUUCUCACUUUUUUUUAUAGGCCUAUUCAAGUAAUGUCAAAAUUAUUAAUCUGCCCUGUCAAUAUUAAAUGUAUAAAUCUAAUAGUUUUAUACUCAAAAGCACGGUGGCUUUUAUAUAUUUACAUAAAUAAUUUUAUGUAUUGUCGAUAAAUUGUAAAUUUAGAUUAAUUACUGGCUGUUUUCUGUACAAGUUAAAUAGGCUUAUAUAGGAAGCUAGUCAUAGCAUUUCCUUCUUUCUAAAUUAUUUUUAGCUAUCUUUCUCUCCUUCCCUUUUAUACGUUACAUACUUUAGCCUCCUACUCUAAACUUGACAAUAGAAUUAACUUUAUUGUACCGUCAAAUAGUCAGAAAAUGAAAGUUUAAUGAAUAGGCGAAAAACUAUUUAUAUAUAAAAAUAUUUCUAAGAAAACAAUCAUUCUAUUAUGAAAGAGAAAGAGAGGAUUCUACUUAUAAAAUCUACAAUAUAAGAAAAUAUAUUUAUACAAAUCUUGAAAGUUUAUGCGCUAUAAAUCGCUCACUCAUUCAAUUAUGUUCACACUACGAACCUCUGUUCUAAUACCAUUACUUCUUUGAAUAGUUUCGGAUAUAAUGUUCUUUUGAUCCCUCUUAUAUUUGAUUUCCUUUUUAUAUCCUUCUUGUUAUUGUUCGCUUCCGACUCUGCUACCAAAAAAUCACAACUUGAAGAGAAAAACUAUACAAUAAAAAAUAAAUACUAAAUACACGCGUCAGCUAUCAAAAAAAAGACUCGCCUUUCAAGGCUCUUUUGAAUUUUGGGCGAGCAAUUACUUUCAGUCGUAGAGUGAGAGGGAGCAAUAAGUAAAAAACAAGAAAAAGAUAGAAAGAAAAAGAACAAUAUGUAAACGGAGAACUUUCACAAAAAGUUUAUAUUGUACUUUUUAACAAGAACACAAAAGUAGAUACUAAUAUAUAUAUAUAUAUAUAUAUAU